GCUCCUCACCACGCCGGUGUACUCGGAAGAGGAAGGCAAAGAAAAAGGUCGUCUGCAUCUUUGGUUGACCGACAAUUCCCGCGUGCACGAUGUCGGACCGGUGUCCGCUGCCGGUGAUGACGCCGCUGCCAGUUCCCUGCUGUACAGAAGCGGUGCGCCGGAGGAGGAGUUGAUACUACUGUACGAGAAGAAGAAUGGAGACUCUUACGGCCUCGUAUCUCUGAGCCUGGCAAAGCAGCUGGAGCAAAUCAAGUCCGUGGUGCAGAGUUGGACUGCAUUGGACACCGCCUUGCAAGGCUGCGAUACCAGCGGAGACCUCGACCCACGGGAGACGGGCUUGUGCAACGGCCCUGUUCCCACCAAAGGGCUGGUGGGCCUUUUGUCCAACACACUGGCCGGGACUGCGUGGGUGGACGAGUACCGCGGCGUGAACGCAACGAUGAAAGGUGGGGCGGCGACAAGCGAGAAGGGAGGUGUGACGUUCAGCGGCGCCGGAGCGGGGGCGGAGUGGCCCGUGGGAAGCAGGGGGCAGAACCAGCCGUACUACUUUGCGAACAACGGGUUCACGCUUGUGGCGUCGGUGAUGAUCCACACGGUGCCGGAGGAGGACACGCCUUUGCUGGGCGUGAGGAUGAAUGACGCAGCGAGCACCGUCCUCCUGGGUGUGACGUACACGCAGGACAAGAAGUGGAAAGUGACGGUCGGCGGUGAUAUCCGGGAGUUGUCGGAAGAAGAUGCAACGUGGGAGACAGAGAAAACGUAUCAGGUGGCACUGCAAAUGGGUACUGGCGAUGAGUUGUUUGUGUACGUUGACGGGGACGAGGUAUACGACGGCGAAGACUCCGCAGUGGCGGUGGGGAAACUCUUCACUCCGCACAGGAUCUCGCACUUCUACUUCGGCGACGGCAGUGCGGCCGCGGGCACAAGCGCCGGUCCCCACGUGACGGUGGCCAAUACCUUGCUGUACAAUGAAGCGCUCACUGGUGAAGAGAUCCGAAAGCUCGCAGGGAGCAAAGUGGCUCUUGGAGGACCAUCUGCCGGGAAAGAAAGCCGCGAGCUGCAGGCGGCUCCUUCGGUGCCCACCUCUGAGGGUGGGGAGCCUGUUCCCGAAGUGGGGCCGGAAGGCGGCGGCGGUGAGCAGCAAACGGAGGACGGCGGGGGCACGGAGGGCCCGCAGGAAAAAAAUGGCGGUUCUGCUGGUGGGCCGCCGCAUGCGGCCGGACCCCCGACAGUUGAGGGCGAACAGUCACACGAAGCGGAAGCGGAAUCUGCUGGGGAUCCAGCACUGCAGGAGGACGUUGUGGAAGCGCUGGGCCCGGGAGCUGCGCCGCCGAGCAGCGAAGUGGAAGUUGCUUCAGAGCCCGCUGGGGACCUCCCCCUCAGCCCCCCCAGAGGACCAACACCACGAAGAAGAAGGAGAGGAAGAGGAAGAGGAAGAGAAAGCGCCGCCUCAGUUAUCGCAGGAGGCUGGCAAAGGGGCAGGCGACGCGUCAACACCUCCUAA
Trypanosoma conorhini is the source of this 1504-nucleotide messenger RNA. Its product is annotated as trans-sialidase. NCBI's taxonomy places the organism in Eukaryota, Euglenozoa, Kinetoplastea, Trypanosomatida, Trypanosomatidae. The transcript has a single exon. The record is from RefSeq and is a predicted model, not a curated record. Gene Ontology annotation, molecular function: exo-alpha-sialidase activity. The annotation marks the transcript as partial.